Coniophora puteana RWD-64-598 SS2 is the source of this 1820-nucleotide messenger RNA. RefSeq lists its product as uncharacterized. Bases 1 to 1299 code for a protein of 432 amino acids. The transcript is spliced from 3 exons. NCBI's taxonomy places the organism in Eukaryota, Fungi, Basidiomycota, Agaricomycetes, Boletales, Coniophoraceae. The record is from RefSeq and is a predicted model, not a curated record.
AUGCUCGACCCAGUCCAGCACGACGCAUGGAAGAGCCUCGGAGAGGAGUGCAUCCAUUCCGCAACGUUCGAUCCCGCCGAGCAAAAGUCAUCGCAAUGUCUUCCAGGUACUCGCGUAGAUCUCCUGGACCAGUUACUGGAUGCUAUUCACAGGGAGAGCGGCAAGAUUAUCUGGCUCUCUGGGGAAGCAGGGUCGGGCAAGUCCACCGUAGCGCAUACGCUCGCACAGGAGUUCCACGACAACGGCAGUUUAGUUGCUACGUUCUUUUUCUCUCGUAGUCAUCCCAAGCACAGCACCACCGACCAUCUCAUUCCCACCAUUGCUUAUCAGCUUGGUCUCCUUCACCCGGUCGUUAAAGAGGUCAUCAUCAAGGCCAUCACUGACGACACGCAGCUGCUCAAGCCCGAGAAACCGCGGCAUGACCAAUUCACGCAUCUUGUGCUCAGGCCGAUUGAGGUUCUGAAGACUAUAUGGUCUGAAUUAGGGAAGACAAUGAUCAUGCUCUUCGACGGGUUAGAACAGUGCAACUCCGGCGAUCACAGUCACCACCUCCCCCAGCUCAUCCGCCUUCUUGUCGACGCCCUUCACAAGGACACCACCGACGGCUUCCGCGUCAUAUUCACCAGUCGUCCGUACAAGCACGUCCGAGAUAUUAUUGCUGAGCCUCCUCUCGUUUCCCUCGUUCGAUUUAAAAUGGAAGAUUUCGACGCUAAAAGCGAUAUUGAGCACUUUAUUCAGAUGUCCUUCAUUAACCUGCGUCAGUGUAGAGGUCGGGACCCCAGCGCAUUGGGAAGGCAUUUCCUACUAUCGCUCAGCAAAGCCUCAAGCAACUUUGUCGUGGUCGCAACGUUGGCUAACCUGAUAGUGAGGGCGAGCCUGUCGGAACGGUGGGCCAUUGUGGGCGCACUUUUGCGGACCUCUGGGUCUUGUAAAGUGAAUAUGCUAUUCCGGGAUGUCAUCAACUCGUCAGAGAAUCCUUCUCAAGGAUCGGCGACUAUCUCCCUCGUCCUUUCCUUGCGGCAACCAAUGUCAGCUGGUGACAUCUCCCACCUCAUGCGCUAUGACGUGUGCCCCAUCCUUGACUCUAUGGCAGCCAUCGUGUCUGCGCCUUCCACCCUCGAACCAGUGAUGAUACACUACCCGUCACUCCGCAAUUAUCUACUACAGGGCUCCAGGCCCGGUUUCACUGACCCUGCUGUCGUUCAGUGCCACCUUGCCUCUGCCUGCCUUGAACGCAUGGAGCGGUCGCUUACCAGAGAUAUGUGUCGUCUUGGAGAGACAUUAAACCCCCAUACGUAAAUACAAGACUUCUCAGACAGGCAAGCUAGCGCUAUGUCUCAUGCGACCGCUUACGCGGUCACUCACUGGACCUAUCAUCUGUGCGAGUCAUUGUCCGAAACCAGGCUUCACGACGCUCUGCUAGAUUUUGUCAGCGAGCAUCUCCUUCACUGGAUGGAGGCUGCGCCCAUUAUAGGUGUAUUUGAUCCCUGUAUCACGUCUCUCCAGCAAGCAAUCGAGGUGGUGAAAACAUGGACAUCAUGGCCUGAUCAAGAUACGGUCAUCGAUCUAUUAUCUGACGCAUACCAGCUUAUGAACGAAUUCUCCGAGCCAAUCAAUCAAUCGUGUCUCCACGUCUACCACACUGCUCUACCACGAUGUUCAGCCGAAACACAGCUUUGGAAGUUCUACGCAAAAGAACUCGACCUCGUCAACGCCACCGUUCUAGAAGAGUUCGAAGGCGAAAUUAUUGUCAAUAAGCCUAUCGGAGUGGUGUCCUCAGCGACGCAUCUCAGCCCAACGAGCAUGGUGGCUGACCAAAC